AUUGUUUGGGCUGCUUUCGACGUCUACGACAUAUCAUUCACCGCUAAACCGCCCUUCCACCAACUUUUGUCCAUAGUCCGACAUGGCUUUGCCGGCGAUGGAGGAGGGAAAACUCCUAAGCGAAGCACUGAAUACGGUCAAAAUUCAAGUUCAACAAAUGAAGAGAAACCUGGAGCUUGAACAACUCAUGGAUGGCCUGAAGAGUGCAAGUGUAAUGCUCGCAGAGCUACGGACGUCUUCGCUAUCACCCAAACAAUACUACGAAUUAUAUAUGGCGGUUUUCGAUGCACUACGGCACCUCUCAAAUUACCUCUUCGAAGCGCACCAAGCGGGUCGGCAUCAUUUAGCGGAUUUGUACGAGCUCGUUCAAUACGCCGGCAACAUCAUACCGCGACUAUAUCUCAUGAUUACUGUUGGCUCCGUGUACAUGUCCAUACCCGAUGCACCAGUGAAGGAAAUCAUGAAAGAUAUGAUGGAGAUGUCUCGAGGCGUACUUCAUCCAAUCCGAGGUCUAUUCCUUCGUCACUAUCUCAGUGGGCAGACGAGGGACCACCUCCCUAUCGGCAUUGACACUGGCCCUGUGGGGAACCUACAGGAUUCUAUCUCAUUUGUCCUCACUAACUUCAUCGAAAUGAACAAACUUUGGGUCCGACUGCAACACCAAGGUCAUUCACGCGAUCGAGAGAAGCGAGAAAUGGAGCGCAGAGAACUUCGUAUCCUCGUUGGAACCAAUCUUGUUCGACUGAGUCAACUCGAUGGGGUGGAUUUAGAGAUGUACCAACGCAUCAUCUUACCGAGCAUUCUUGAGCAAGUCGUCAACUGCAAGGAUAUCAUCGCUCAGGAGUAUCUCAUGGAAGUUGUCAUACAAGUCUUCACGGACGAGUUUCAUCUGCACACGUUAGGGCCUUUCUUAUCGGCUACUGCGCAACUCCAUCCAAAAGUCAACAUUAAGCAAAUAGUAAUUGCGCUUAUUGAUCGGUUAGCGGCCUAUGCUGCGCGCGAGGCGGAAAGCGAGGACCCGGAGGAGACAAAGCGACAGGAAGAGGCUGCCGCAAGGCGUUUGGCAGAGAAAGUCAAGGCACAAAAGGCUCGGACGCGUGAAAGUGCACGAACUACGCGUGAUGAAGUUUCUGCGGAGGCAAGUGCCUGGGGAUCCUCCGACACCUCUCAUAUUGACGAUCCGGAGAAACCUAAUGGCGUGGCACACGUUACCAGCGACGAGAGCAAGGCCGAGGAAGGGAAGGGCAAGGAGAAGGAGCAAAAUGUCGGUGAGGAGAAAGAGAAGGAAGAUUCUGUGAAGAAGUUCAGGGGUGUUCCUGAAAGUGUGCAGCUUUUUGAGGUAUUUUGGAAACAGGUGGUCGAACUCAUCAAGGCCCGACCCGAUCUUUCAAUACAAGACGUAACUGCCCUCUUCGUCUCCCUCACCAACCUCUCCCUAAGUUGCUAUCCUGACCGCCUUGAAUAUGUCGAUCAAGUUCUGGCUUAUACUGCUGAGAAGGUCAAGGAAUUUUCUGACAGCCCCGACCUCCACACCCAACAAACCGCAUCGAAUCUCGCAGCACUCCUCGUCGCCCCCAUCAACUCCUACCAGUCAGUCCUGACUCUGCUGGCGAUACCAAACUACGCGCCUCUUCUUUCCAAACAACUUUUCUCCACUCGACGUUCAAUUGCACACUCGGUUAUCUCCUCGGUGCUGAAGAACGAGACGAUAAUUGAGACACCGGAAGACGUUGAUGGUGUCCUGGAGCUUUGCCAUGUCCUUAUCAAGGACCAAUCAGAUUCUGGAGCCCUGCAAGUUGCGGCUGGUCAGCCAAUAAAGGAUCCAAGAAGGCAGGGACCCUAUUACGAGCGGGAGGAAACAGCGGAAGAGCAGGGAUGGGUGGCAAGGAUGGUUCAUUUAUUCAAAGCGGAGCCUUUAGACGUCCAAUUUGAGCUCCUACAAACCGCGCGGAGACAUUUUGACCUUGGAGGUGAACGCAUGCGUUUUACCUUUCCUGCGCUAAUAACGUCGGCGGUAAAGCUAUGUCGGCGCUACAAGAAUCGGGAGCAUGUAGAGAACGAUUGGCAAACUAAAGUAGCGACUAUCCUCAAAUUUGUCCGACAGAUCACCUCUAUACUCGCUACACAAGUUGAAGCACCGACAAUCGCGCUCCGGCUCUUCCUUUUGUCUGCGCAGAUAUCGGACGAAUGCGGCUUCGAAGACCUGACGUACGACUUUUACGUUCAGGCGUUCAGCGUCUACGAAGAUAAUAUUUCCGAAUCGCGCGCGCAACUGCAGGCAAUAACCCUUAUUAUAGGGACCCUGAGUGGUGCCAAAGUGUUUGGAGUGGAUAACUACGAUACCCUCAUCACGAAAGCCGCUCUACAUGGUGCGAAAUUGCUCAAGAAGAGUCACCAAGCGACUGCAGUCGGGCUCGCUAGCCAUCUGUGGUGGCAAGAGGCACCACCAACUGAGGGCGAACCUUCUAAGGAAAUUCCCGAAAAGGCGAAAGAGGAUGGCGCAUCGGAAAGCGUGAAAGCUUAUCCACACCAAGACAGCAAACGCGUCUUGGAAUGCCUGCAGAAGUCACUGCGUAUUGCGACCUCGGCGAUUGAAGAAAUAGUCACUGUGCAGCUGUACUGUGAUACACUUGACCAUUACUUAUACUAUCUAGAUCGGGGUACUCCAGCCGUUGCACCCAAGUUCGUUAACAGUCUGGUGGAACUGAUUACCUCCAGCAUUGACAACGUUUCUUCUCCGGAUGUCCAUCCAUCCCAACGAGCGCCUCCGGGACUAAUCGAGGGUGUCCAAACUCCUGAGAUGAUAAUACGCCACUUCAGAAACACACUGUAUUAUAUACAGAGACGGAAGAACGCUGCGUCGGAAGGGUCGUCACCGAACGACUCGAGGUGGGAUGAAGUUGAGGUAGUUGGUGCGAUGCUGAAAAUGGGCGUUGGUCGGUAGGAUUGUAAGUACAUAUUGCCGAAUGUCAGCUCUAUCCAGUCCCUUCUUCGUAAUUUGUUUGUAUUUUAUUGGUGUUUUUGUCACACACUAUUUGGAAUAGCGUUUUUUUAACUUUCACUAAUUAUAAUAUACCAAGCGGGCGGUUUCCGAUUGCACU
This is a messenger RNA of Marasmius oreades (fairy-ring Marasmius), 3101 nucleotides long. RefSeq lists its product as uncharacterized. The transcript has 9 exons. Gene Ontology annotation, biological process: retrograde transport, endosome to Golgi; intracellular protein transport. The record is from RefSeq and is a predicted model, not a curated record. Gene Ontology annotation, cellular component: late endosome; retromer complex; retromer, cargo-selective complex. Bases 83 to 2944 code for a protein of 953 amino acids. NCBI's taxonomy places the organism in Eukaryota, Fungi, Basidiomycota, Agaricomycetes, Agaricales, Marasmiaceae.